This is a messenger RNA of Amphiprion ocellaris (clown anemonefish), 5438 nucleotides long. RefSeq names its product interleukin 16 (gene il16). Lineage: Eukaryota; Metazoa; Chordata; Actinopteri; Pomacentridae. Gene Ontology annotation, molecular function: CD4 receptor binding; cytokine activity. Gene Ontology annotation, biological process: induction of positive chemotaxis; leukocyte chemotaxis. The record is from RefSeq and is a predicted model, not a curated record. The transcript is spliced from 27 exons. The coding region runs from base 239 to 5077 and encodes 1612 amino acids.
CCAUGCCUUACAGACACACUGUUGUGUUCUCCAGACAGAAGGGGAGGAAAAAGAGGGAGGAGAAAGACAAAAAAGGAGAAGAGGUACAGGCACACAUUACCCUAGAUGAAUCACAGCAGUUAAAGCAUGCUCUGAGUGAGACAUUAGUUUUUGACCGGAUGCUCCGUCAGAAUCCUUUGGAUCUUUGGAUCCUGUGUUUGCACCUUCAGCAGAAGCAGUGGAUGCUGGUUGGAACAGCAUGAUCGACUACGAGCGUCCCUGUCCAUUAGGCUUCGGGCCGGCUGGGAGGAGUGUGUUGACUACUGAGCUCCCAGCACACACUCAUACGCACACACUGAUGGCCAUGCCUCAGAGAUACUCCCACCAGAGGAGGAAAGCCAGCACAGCGGCUGCUCGGAGGAUGGAGAGAAGACGCAGGGACCAGUGGAAGAGCAGCAACAACAACCCAAGCAGCAGCCACAGCCAUCGCUCCAAGAAGCUGGUCAUGCUCUCCAGGUCCCUGAUCCUGUGUCACUCUAAGACCAAUGAAGACUGUCCCGAGGACAGACAUGCUGAGGAAGCAUCAGAUGGGUGCAGGGCAUGGGGUCCAAGCUGGAGGUCAAAAACGAUUAGUGUGGAUCACAUAGGAUAUAGAGAUACGCAAAACGGACAAUGGAGGAUGACCCAGCAAUCAUCUAUGGAGAGAAGAGGAGACAGCGAGGCAGACCGUCAGCUUCAAAACACAACUGUCAGGGAGAAUAAAAGGAGCAUAAAGAAGUCCUUCAGCAUUAAGGAGAGCAGUAUCUGGAGGAUGUGUGUAGCCACAGGGCCUGCUGAGGAGGUGUGUGGACCACAAAUGGCUGACAACAGCAUUCAGACGGAUAGCAAAGUCACUAAUGUGGAGCCAGGGAGGAAUCGAGGGAACCUGCACAGACGCAGCAGCUUCCUGAGCCCAGACAAGCUAGCACCCUUUAAUGGAGAGUUUCUAAACAGCAGUGCUUUGAUGGAUGGGGAGGGAAUGAGGAGUGUCCACAUUAAAGCCUAUAACGAGGAAAUUUCCACAUGUGAAGACACUCUCCAUUCACAUACUCCAGAUCAGCACCCAGCUCUCAUCUCUCCACCUGACCUUCAGUCAUUUCCUGGAUACACAGAUGAAAAACUUCUGGCCAACAACAAUCACCUCAAGCUACCCAUCCCAGAGGUGAACGAGGAGAGAUGCUGGGAGGCUAAGAAAACAGAACAAAGCUCACCAGAACAGAUGACCAGCAAUAGGACACGCUCCAAUUCAACCAGUGUUCAUCCGUACUGGAUUGGAGAUCUGGACAGCAUCAUUAUGAAAACCCCAGAGCUGUAUGCCAAUCAUCCUAAUGGGAAUAGUGGUUUCUAUGGAAACAGGAAGUCUCUGUCCCAGCAGCUGGAGUUCUCUCACACCACUACACAGACUGUUCAGCGUCCCUCCCGCUCCCUCAGCUCUGCCCAGCUGGUACACUCCUGCAGUAACGUGCAAGCCUUCAUAAUCUGUAAUAUUGUGCUAAUGAAGGGCCACGGCAAGGGUCUGGGCUUCAGUAUAGUGGGAGGGAGGGACAGCUUGUAUGGACCAAUGGGCAUCUAUGUCAAGACGAUUUUCCCAGCAGGAGCUGCAGCUGCUGAUGGAAGACUGCAAGAAGGUGAUGAGAUCCUGGAGCUGAAUGGAGAGUCACUUCAUGGUUUGACUCAUGAUGAAGCUCUGCACAAAUUCAAACAAAUCAAAAAGGGCCUCCUGACGCUGGUGGUGAGGACCAGCCUGCGUGUUGGGGCUCUGUGUGGUCAGUCGCAGGUAGCCCAGCUGUGCAGGUCACGCUCCCUCAGCACCACAACAGCCAUGGCCAGGGUCAGCGCUGAUCUGGGAGACUACGACUACCUGAACAUCUGCAGUAACGCACUGAGCAUCCCGGGUCAGCCUGCUAAGCCCAGAGACUGCAUCAUGAUGGAGAUCAUCCUGCAGAAAGAGGUGGGUGUUGGUCUGGGUAUUGGACUGUGCUGUGUUCCAUCUGCUGACGGAUGCCCCAGGAUCUACAUUCACACCCUCUCUCCUGGAUCGGUAGCUCACAUGGAUGGCAGACUCCGGUGUGGGGAUGAGAUCAUGGAAAUUAAUGACACUGUGGUUCACAACAUGGCGCUGAAUGACGUCUAUGCAGUUCUGAGCCAGUGCACAGCAGGUCCAGUCCACAUCAUCGUCAGUCGACACCCAGACCCUAAAGUAUCAGAGCAGCAGCUGAAUGAUGCUAUCGCUGAUGCAGUGGCCAACAGCAAACUGAGAAAAAAUAAGAGCCAGUGGAGCAUUGAUGGUCUACGCAGACCCGAGUCUUGCUCUCACAGCCGUCAGAGAUGUGAGCAUUGUCUGGAGAGGAACUGCACUCAGCUGAUGGUUCGACAAGCACCGAAGACUAUGGCUUGCUCCUGCAGCGAUAACACCAGCAGCCUCCACAACAGCUGCCUCACCAUCCACAACCACCACAACACACAGCAUAGCCCAUCAGCCCGUGUCCACAGCCUAGACACACCCAAGUCUAUAACAGAAACGUGGUCUGACAACAGACUGUCAGUACCUGUGUAUCCUGAUGAAGGUUAUAAUGUCCCAUACAACUCUCCUGCUGCCAACCUGUCCAGUCAGCUGGUCCUGAAUCUGGCCCACAGGAGCAACAAGUCUACCUGCAGAGCGCAUGCUGGUGCUCGUCGACGCUGCUGGCCUCAGGAUGUGACCAGUGAGGAGGGUUAUAAUGGUGACUCCAGCGACUCCAGCAGGGGAUCCACAGUUAGAGACAAAGGACUGAAUGCGCCAUCCCACACCAGCUGCCAGCUCUUCAGCAGCAUAUACAAGGCCUUGCAAAAGAUCCUGAGGCUACUGUUAAGAAACGAAGGAGAACGCACAAGAGAACAGUCAGAGAGCAGUGAAGAAGAUUUUACUCAUCAAGACGCUGCAGUGUGCACCAACAAACAACUACACACAGGAGAUUUAUCAGCUGUGCUCUGCUCAAAGCCAAAGAGAGGAGCUCUAAAGAGACAGGCUUGUAUUGAACAAUACACCCAAGAACAGCUUCAGGAUCCUUGGGUUCGCCUUUCAAAGAGCUCCACAGAAGAUCUGCCUGACGUCCAUCAUCAUCACCAGCAUCGCGCUACACACAGCACACAACCUGACAGCAUCCACAGCGUCCCUGCUACCAUGAGUGACGAAGAGUAUAUUCUUGAGGCCACUGUCGAAGCCACAGACUUGACUUUAGACCUGCCAUCAAACAUUGCUCCUGAAAACACAUCUGAAGCUGAUUCAGGAUCAAAGAAGGGCCCCCCAGUGGCACCUAAGCCUGCCUGGUUUCGCCAAAGUCUGAGGAAAAUUCGAGAAGAACAUGACCAGAAGAAUCAACUUAAACCCUCAGAGAAGAGGCCUGCUGCAGGCUUCAGCAGAAGUUUUGGAGCCAGAUCUGCCUCUUCUGCAGCCAACCUCUCAAUUAAACAAAAGAUUCACUCUUUUGAAACUUUUUCCAGUCCAGACAGCCCAGAGAAGGGGGGCAAUAGGAGGCCUGUGGCCCCUUCCACCUCCCUUCCACAGAAGGAGACCAGAAGUCCCUGCCCUUCCUACCAUGCUGUACAUGGAGGUUAUGAGAAGGGCAAACAUGAGCUCCCUAAAGAGGUCCAGUCAGACCAGUCAGCAUCUGUUAGGGAGGUAGACGAUGUAGCUGUUCCUAAUACAUUCUCUGCUAUCACCCCAGCCACUUACGAAGUUUGUAGUCAAACAGCUAAGUCCUCUGAAAAUGAACCUCCCUCCAUGCUGUCUCCCACUGAUAUUCUACCUUCUGACAACAUCAGCACUAAUCUGGACUCAGAGAUAGAUGAUUCUCCUGCAGCUUCAGUCCAUGAUGACAGCAAAGUCUUACCAUCCAAACUGGAGUCUGAGCAAGAAAAAGUGGAUCUCAACAGGUUCACAGAGUCUAGUGUUCUGCCCACUGCAACAUCUAUGAGAUUUGAUGAAACAGAGGAAAAUGCUUCAGAUGGGACAGACGUGGACAGAAGACAGAGCGACGGAGAUCUGCUGAGGACAGCUCAGAGUGCUGCUCCACCCACUGAGAACAACCUUCUGAGAAGCCCAGAGGAAGAAAGUUUAGGGAAACUCAUUGCCUUCAGUAACCAGGUUUCACAAGUAUUGAUGCACACUCUGCCCAUGUCCUGCCGUGGUAACCCUCACUCCCCAAACCUGCAAGACGGCUCAGCAUUGGACUUUCCUAACACUCAGGAUUCUGAGUCAGGCUUGGACAGCACUGAUAGAGGAUUUUCUGUCAGCUUGGCCACACUGAGGGAGUGUACCAUCGAACGAGGGGAGGGGGAGGCAUCAUUCCCUUCUUCUUAUGCUCACUCUGUCAUCUCAGCCAUCCCUUCACAGGAAAUACAGAGGAUGAUCCAGGAGGUCAAAGACCUGGACCAAGACGCAUUGAAGCAACUGGUGGACAUCCAUGUUGUGAUUCUACAUAAAGAGGAGGGAGCUGGUCUGGGCUUCAGUAUUGCUGGAGGGUGUGACUUGGAGAGCAAAGCUCCAACAGUCCACAGAGUGUUUCCCAGUGGCCUGGCGGCUCAGGAGGGCACCAUCCAGAAAGGAGAUGAGGUGUUGUCUAUAAACGGACAAACACUGCGUGGGCUCACACACAUUGAUGCUACCGCUGCCCUGCGUCAGACCCGCAGCCUGAAGCUGGCUGUGGUAGUGAUCUGCAAGAGAGCUGAGGAGGAGGGAAAAGAGGGAGGAGGCUGUUGGAGUGAAGAGCCCAACCCUGCAGUGCUGGAACAGGGGGACCCAGUGAGUGCAGAGCUACUGAAAGGUCCUGGAGGGGUUGGCUUUACUUUAGAGGGGGGAAAGGGCUCAAUCCAUGGAGACAGACCUCUAGUCAUCAACAGGAUCUUUAAAAGUGGCGCAGCAGAGCAGAGUGGACUGCAGGGUGGAGAUGAACUGCUGCAGGUCCAGGGAGUCAGUCUAACGGACAUGACUCGAUUUGAGGCCUGGAACAUGAUCAAGGCUUUACCUGAAGGAUCCGUUACAGUGGUGAUCAGGAGGAGGCAGGGCCGUACGGAAUGACAGCUGCUGGGAGAACUCAAAAAGAAACAUAACCUCAGUAGCAUUUGAGGAACACAGAUGUUGGACUUUCAUUUAACGACCUCAUAGAAAACAGUCAGUCAGUCGUUGUGGUCCACCCCCACCCCAAAACUCCACAUCCCUACAUUUUCUCAGUUGCCCUUAACUGUAACUAGCCAUGCAGAUAGAUUUGUGUCCCAAUAACCGUUAAUAAUCUACAUACUUCAUGGACAAUAUUUUUUUACCUUCAGAAGAAAAUAGUGAUAUGAGACAUGAGUUGUUAAAUACAGUGUCUGACCAGUGUUGUGGAAGAAACAAAAAUAAAUGAUUUUGUGUGCACAAAUAAAACCAUCGUGCCAUUAAA